Messenger RNA from Hemicordylus capensis (graceful crag lizard), 4951 nucleotides. It is a transcript of the gene CATSPERG, whose product is annotated as cation channel sperm associated auxiliary subunit gamma. Gene Ontology annotation, cellular component: sperm principal piece; CatSper complex; motile cilium. Lineage: Eukaryota; Metazoa; Chordata; Lepidosauria; Squamata; Cordylidae. The coding region runs from base 16 to 3639 and encodes 1207 amino acids. The record is from RefSeq and is a predicted model, not a curated record. The transcript has 30 exons.
AGCCGCCUCGUCUCCAUGAGAACCCCUGGAAGGGGGGGCCGUCCCCCUCACGCGCGUGCCUCGCCUCCAGUGACGCGACAGCCGCUCAGUCCCGGAGAGGGUUCGGCGGGCGCAUGCGUGGAGAGGGAUAACCGCUCCUCUGAGGCGGGGAGCGGAGGAGCGAGUGGAGGCGUUAGGGACGCGAAGCUUAGGUUCCUUUGCGAGUAUCAUCAAGCAGCAGCAGCAGCCAUGUGGCAUCUCUACUCUGCGCCUAGGCUACUCUUCCUCGUCCUGCUACAAACGAAACAUUACAGUUCGUCAGAUUGCAAAUGGACAGCUUCGGUCAACAUGUUUGGAGCCCUUGGGGCUGGCCGGCAUAUCUUUUUGAACCAGAGCGUAGUUAAAAGUGUGACCACUGUCUUUGAGGAACUGGUGGACUCGGCUAUAGACCCUGAGGACAAAAAUGCACAUUACCUGGGAUUUCCGUAUUACCUGAAAAUUAACUUGAGCUGCAGGCUUCAGGACUCGGAAUCAGCCAUUCGAUUAGCUCACUAUACCGGGCUUAGACCGAUUGUGAUUGUCGCUUUUGAAGAACCCGUCCACCCUGUGGUACAGAAACAAGAGCAGCUGGAGAUUGAAAUGAGGGCUGCUCCAUUCAGGGUCCCAGGACAAUGUGACAGCGAGGAAGUAUGUAAUAUGUGCUGGUAUGUGCCAAUGCCUCUCUUGAGUGGCAGCGCAGUGAUGCAUGUGAAGAUAAAGAGCAACGACCUCGGUCUGCCUGUGGACAGCAAGAGGAUGUCCAUCAAUGUCAACGGCUUUGCAUACAUGAGCAACAAGAGGGCUUUCUUCAGGAUUGGAAGGAAGGUACUCAAACUGAGGGAGUUCCUGGCUCUGGACCACAAGUCGCGUCCUCUGUGGAAUACUUACAAACAUGCCCCUGUGCUUAUCCUCGGCGGGAUCCCCAACAGCAAGAUUGUCCUCCUGUCAGACACGGGAUAUGAAGAUUUCUUUUCAAUAGAGUUGGGCAUCGACAGCUGCUGGAUUGGCUCCCUCUCGUGCCCGCAGGCGACGUUCUCCUCUUCCAUUGUUGACACCAUCUCCACAGAAAGCACUCUCUUCAUCCGACAGAACCAGCUAGUGUACUAUUUCACUGGGAGCUACCCUAUCUUGCAGCUUAACACCUCUGGCUCUGAAUUGUGGGCGCGCAUCUUAAACAAUGUCUGUGUGAAGAAUCUAAACCCGGUGCAUUUUGCUCAGAACAACACCGAGUAUGUGAUUGCCCUUGGUGGUGGCUGGCAGGAGGGAGAAUUCUUCCUUAUUACUUCUAAAGAUGGAAUUGUGCAUGUCUCCAAAUCCAAAAGGUCUGAUGGGAAGACAGCGUGCAACUUUUUGAGACUCACGAAGUGCAGCAUUGUGUGGGCCGUCUUCUCUACUCAGGAGAACAAGUUCAUCCUACUAGUGAACGAGCUGGAAACGAAUAACCACUUCAUUGUCUUUUUCUAUCGAGAAGGAGAGUAUUUUGAGCACGUCUAUGAGCCCCCCAAGUUUGUCCCCAAAGGCUCCGAUAAAGGGUUUGUGAUGCUGCUGGGGAACGAACAGUAUACAAACACAAGCCUUGUCCCGAGGGGAUUGUCCUUCAACCCCUUCAGUAUGAUAUUCUACAUCUGGGGGAAUGUAAUCUUGCAAAGCAACGACAUGGUGAGUUACAUAUACCUCUCCAACUUCCCGAGUACAUCCUUCAUCAAGUAUUUUGUUCAGUCGUAUCAUGGGCAGUUUGCCUGUGUGACAGACGAAGAUGAGAUCUGGGUUGCCGAUGAACGUGGCUCAGAAAUAAAAAAGGUGUAUCCAUCGAAAGCCUGGGAUGUGUUCAGCACUCUGCAGGUAAUGGGAGGCUCGCCAGAUUAUGGCCUGCAAGAGGCCCUGGUCAGCGUCUUCUAUGACAUGGACGAGCUGCAAGAGCUGGUGUAUAUGGCGAAUGGAAGCAGCAAAGAAAGAAUAAUCAAGCGGAAAUUCCCUCUGGAUUAUAUUUUGACUUACGACCAGAUGAUAACCAUCGCCUACAAAAGUAUCCUAUAUGAAGGAAGGGACUACAUCCGGUUCACCCACCCCUGCCCGUUUGCCAUCCUGCGCAUUGUGGAGCUGCCACUCCCGCAGCGCUUCACCCGGGUGGAGCAUUACCGUGCUGAGCCGCCCGACAUCAUGGACAAAACCGGCUUCCAUGACAACCGUACGCUGGCGGUGUACCAAGGGCUUGUCUUCCAGCUGCUCUGGCUGCACUCGGCCUACAACAGGCCUUACGCAGACCCAGUCCACGAUCCUACAUGGCGCUGGUGGAAGGACAAGAAAGAAAAUGCGGAAUACUACUAUUACGUAGCGAGCAACAGGAAUUCCUCGGGAGGCAUGUACGUCGACAUGAGCAACUAUGCCAAGAUCUACACGCGGACUUCAAAUAAUAAGCUGCCUGUCACAAUCUUCCUGGACAAGAACAACACUUACACCUUCUCCGUGUACUUGAGCAUCAGGACAUCCAAAGAGAGCAUGGGGGAGUCGGCGGAAGAAAAUUCCCUCAAUGCUGUGUGGCUUACAGUAGUUUUAGCCCAUCCAGAAUACCUCCAUGCACAUCUGCAAAGACAAGAACUCAUUAGCAGAGGCUCAGUGCUAUAUGAGGUGACAAUCAGUGAUGCCGGCCUUUACCCAAGGCAAGAACUCAGUGGGAAGAACCUUCUGAAGAGUUCGCUUGUUAUGAAGGUUGUGCGUUCGAGGAUGAACUGUUACCACUACACGGACGAGGGGCCAGAGAUAACGGGCAACAAUCACAUGGGUGUCAACGUUGGAUGCCCUCCGGGCAAGAGGCUGGCUUUUGACAUCACGGGCACUCUUAAGGAAACCAAGCUGAAGAACAAGCGCUACUUUGACUGCUACUACCCAGACCCGGAGAUGCCCUGCUUCUACUUUAGCGACGUGCUCUACCCUUCCUUUUUGAUCCAAGACAUGGUGACAGGAGACUCUGGCCUUUUCAAGGGAAGCUACGUCUUCAAGGUCAUUGGCGGGGGAACAUUGCAAGAGAACAUCUCUUUCUUCACCGAGGAAGAGGUUGUACAGUACAACACUAUGAACGGCAGCGAUACAUCCAGUUUGAUCUGGCUUAGGCAUGAGAGUGUCGAAGAUAUGGUGGACCCCGAAGGCUUCCACAUUUUAUCUUAUAACAACUCUGGGAUUGUGUGGGUGUGCCAGAAGAAUUCCCCCUGCUACGAUACCGUUCCCACAGAAAUGUCUGCUCCCGAUUAUUUCUUUGUGGUAAAGGUGUCCAACAGGGACGUGGACCAAACCACCUAUUGUGACUACGCCUUGCAGUUCAUCAUCCACGUCCACGGCCUGGUCCUCAGCCCCAGCCGGGCCAUGUUCCUAAUGCAGAUUUCGAUGGGGGUUGUAAUCAUCCUGGUCAUCAUAUACAUUCUGAUCUACAUCCUGAGCCCCAGGGUCAAGAUCUUCUGCCACAAAACCUUCCGGAGAUUCGGGGAUGCCUUUGCUUUUCGGACUGCGUCCAGCCUCACCUUCUCAUCUUCCUUUACCAGUCAGGGUUCGCUGCACCAUGAUAGUGAGACUAGAUCUCUACACGCUGCCUCUAAAGGGGUCUCGGGAAUGACAGUCACACCGUGACACCAGCUCCGUCUCCCAGGCUGCUUGUUCCAAUAGCCAUUUCCUGUGUUGUCCGGAUCAGAAAUAUCCCACCCACCCACCUCCACUCCCUGUGGCUCUAAGAAAACCCUUCAAAGGCUAACUCAAGCAGCUUCUGGAGUGAGCUGGGUGACACUCAGCUCAGACCCAGCAGUUCAUGGCAACCAAAUGACUUCUGAAUCAUUUCAGAAAUAGGGAAACCAGGAUUAACAUAGGGAACUGGCCAGCCACACAGCUUGCUUGCAGGGGAUUUCAGGAGGAGGACCCACAGAUAUUUGUGGUGGCUCAUGGGAUUGUCUUUGAGCAAGCCAUUUGGCUCAUUCACACGUGAAUCUCAUGUGAAUGAGCCAGAGGAUUACUCCAGAAGCCAGUUGCUCUCUGUCAAACGGCUAAGAUAUCAGCUGGUGGGAGAUGUCUGGAGGCGACCUGGUUCCUAAGCACCUCACCCCAGGGAGUAUCUUAUCAGAUGCAGUGGGAGUGUCUUGUUCACCUUGACCAGGGAAGACGUAGUUGAAAGACUGUAACCCAUGUAUUCUCAUGACACACACGAUUGUAGUUAAAGGGUUAAUGGCAAUCACCAAGCCAAGUACACUUCUGUAGAGCAGGGCGUGAGAACCUGUGUUUUAGCACGGAUCAUGACCCCACUGCCACAGUUAACUAGAAUUAAACAAUGACUAGUAACUACAUAUCAUAGUUUAAUCCUAGUUAACUGUGGUGGCAAGACUGUGAUCGGCACUAAAGCGCACUCAGCUCACCGGUCGUAGCUACUACAAUUGUUGUAACUACAAUUGUGCGGGUCGUGAGAACACGGCCUCUGCUGCUGUUUUCGUUGUUUAAUUUGCUGUUCUCCACGCCCCUUCAGUCACUCAAGUGCAGCCCAUCUCUCUCACAAUGUGUGAAUUCUCUUCCCUUACCCUACUGCUGUGUAGCUCUUCCCUGAUGAAAGUAUCACAGAAUUAAACCAGGCAGGGUAGAAAUAGAGCUGGUCUGUCCAUCUCACACAGUGGGAAAAGCCACAAGAAUCCAAUCCUGUGUGUACGUCUCCUGGCCUACUUUUAAAAACAAAUUUCUAUAUGUUGGCAGUUUGUGAAUGAAUGGAAAACCUUUGUGUCUCCUAAUGUAUUCCUAUAUUUCCCUUAAUAAGAAGAUGGUUACCUUUUUACCUGUGUAAAAGGUAAGACUGUCUCUUAAUCCUCUUACCUGUAUUCACUCCUCUCCUAAUGAUUUGUUUGGGUCAGCCCUUCCAGAGUCAUAUGCUUUGUUCAAUAAACCCCUGGCUACUUUGCUUUGGUAA